Molecule: messenger RNA, 1309 nt
Organism: Juglans regia (Persian walnut)
Lineage: Eukaryota; Viridiplantae; Streptophyta; Magnoliopsida; Fagales; Juglandaceae
Exons: 5
Coding region: 151-1161 (336 amino acids)
Biological process (GO): endoplasmic reticulum unfolded protein response; protein deubiquitination
Cellular component (GO): nucleus; cytosol
Molecular function (GO): cysteine-type deubiquitinase activity
Source: RefSeq, a predicted model, not a curated record
AUUUGCUUCGCUUUUCCCGUCGCAGGGAGAAAGCUGCGAGUCGGGUCAUACUAUAUAGUGGCAUCGAUGUUGGGAGAGAAUGGGUGCGUAGGUUAAGCACCAGUAACCACCCAAGCGCAUCGUACACUCGCCUACUUUGCUUUCUCUGUCAUGCUCGCUGUACUGUGCGUGCGCCCCAAGCCUUGGAUCCUCUCCUCCUCCUCCUCCGUCCACGGCUCGCAGGCUCAUCAUUAUCCGUACAGCAGCCGGAUACGCCGGAGUCCGAUACAUUUCGUUGGCUUCCGCGGAGACCGGCAGCCUCGUCGCCACCACUCUAAUGCUUGUCGGCUUGAAGGUUCGUUCGGCGGUGGUGCAGCGUCCAUAUGGCACGCGAUCAUGCCCUGCGGAGCCGCCGGUAUACCGAGCGAUCUCCUGCUCCGGCGGAAGGCGAUGCUCAGGCGUGAGCGGAGUGGGGAGGGGUCGUGGAAUGCCGCGUGGGAUGCACGCCCCGCCCGGUGGCUUCACCUGCCCGACUCAGCUCGGCUGCUCUUUGGCGUCUGCGCGUGCCUCACGCCGCUGGAUUUGGCAAUCGAUGGCAAUCCUGAGGCGGCAGUUUUGGAAGAAAAAAUCGAAGCUUGCGAUUCAAUUGACUUGAACGCUUGCAAGAUUAAUGAGCUCGUCGGUCGCGAUGUAAUCGACUCAAACGCUAAUAAGAACAGUGAUGGCUCUGCUGAUUACAGGGUCACAGGGGUGCUGGCGGAUGGUCGAUGCCUAUUUAGAGCAUUAGCACAUGGGGCUUGCUUGAGAAUUGGGGAAGAAGCUCCGGAUGAGAAUCGUCAGAGAGAACUUGCUGAUGAAUUAAGAGCUCAGGUUGUAGAUGAGCUUUUGAAGAGGCGGAAGGAAACAGAAUGGUUCAUUGAAGGAGAUUUUGAUGCAUAUGUGAAGAGAAUUCAACAACCCUAUGUGUGGGGUGGAGAACCUGAAUUGCUGAUGGCUUCUCACGUUUUGAAGACUCCAAUAUCUGUCUUCAUGUUAAAUAGAAGCUCAGGUGGUUUGGUAAACAUAGCAAAGUAUGGUGAAGAAUAUCAAAAGGAUGAAGAGAGCCUCAUCAAUGUUCUGUUUCAUGGGUAUGGUCACUAUGACCUAUUGGAAUCAUUCUCAGAAGAUACUUGCCUGAAAUAAACGGGUAUAAGUUGGGUACGAUUUAUAGAAAUUUUACGAAUAAGUGAAAACAAUCUUCAGAAGAUCUUACUUUUUCUUGGAGGAUGUGUUUCCACCACUCGAGAUACUGCAUCAAGUCAAGUAAUUUGCUGCAAUAACGUCAAUUUAA